UCCAUUGAAAACGUAUGCUGUAUAAUCAGCACCAGCACCGAGAAUCACCUUCAUCAUCGCCCUUUUUUAAAAGGAACACCGAACAUCCAACAGACAGGUUCCUUCGCGUCAUCUCCGUUGGGUCGGGUCGGAGUUAAAAAGGGAGAUGGAGAGGGUCUUAGAAGAGACAAAAACGUCUCUCCCUCGUUCUUUGUUAAUAACUCUUCUGCAACUCUACUGAGCUUUCCUUCUUUCUACCGUUUUCAAGCGUCAUUUGCAUCUGGGUUCGGUCAUGGCAGCUGCCCUCGAAUGCUGGACUAGCCGGACCAGCACUGACGAAGAUAUGGUAGAGCAAGUUCUCAUGAAAACGAAUGAUAGAUCAGAGGGCUUUCCGGCAACUUCCUCGGCUGCCGCCGGCAAGGAAUCCUCUGCUGUGCAGAAGAAAUUGCAGCGUCUAGGGCGCAAUGUCGCCGGAGCGAUCACAACGCUCAAGAACUCCCUGAAUCUCGACUCGGUUCGCGAACCACCCUCGACUGGGAUGCAGAGUAGCCGAAAGCUUGUGUGGGGUAGCGUCUUGCGGAAUCUCACACAACUCUAUCCUGGUAGCCAGCUCCCAGAGAGGCUCAUCUCCAAUAUUCGGAAGCAUUUUGACUCCUUACCGCUCAGUUAUGCACAGGCGAGUUUCGACAUGAAAGAUGUUUUCCUUCAUAUUCGAAUGCUCGAGCAGGCAGCUGUGGAUGACCACCCUGCGAUUUUUAUUCAAGAAGUGUCUGACGAUGAAGUCCAAGGAUCUGUUUUCAAGAUCACAUUUGCCUGUACCUCUUCUAUUUCAUUGCCGGCCAUGUCGGGGGCACUUGAUAGUGCGGCCAUUUGCUGUAAGAAGAUCCAGAUCUUUGAGAAAAAGGGUUUUUCUCUCGGGAUUGUUCUUGUUCUGGUUCAAUCCGGGCAAGAGAAAUCCUUCAAGACCCGGGUCGAGACUGCCCUGAAAUCUGCUUUGAAGAAGCCAAAACCCACCGCUAUGAAGCUCCCAUUCGGUCUCUGUGGUUGCCAAGAGGAGAACACUAAGGGCCGAGAAAUUGAAGAGAUCGACGUUGACAAGGACGAACACAGUCAAGGAAAUAGCACCGAGAACUCGAAUCAUAAGGUUCAGCUUCAGAAUCCCCUGCCGGUUACACCCUUCAUUGUCUCUGUUGAUGAGUGGCAGACAGUCCUGUCCGGUGGAGAAGAGAUUGAGAGAUGGCAUUUGAACCCAGAUCAUAUUGAGUUCCUAGAUCAGAUCGGAGCGAAUUCUUUCAAGGGAGUUUACAAGGGCAAGCGGGUUGCGAUGGAGAAGAUCAGAGGAUGCGAGAAAGGAAGUGCUUAUGAAUUUGAGCUCAGAAGAGAUCUUUUGGAGCUGAUGAGUUGUGGGCACAAGAAUAUUUUACAGUUCCACGGCGUUUGCAUCGAAGAAAAUCAUGGGCUGUGCGUGGUGACUAAGCUGAUGGAAGGGGGUUCUGUCCAUGACAUCAUUCAAAAGAAAAAAAAGCUUCAGACUAAGGAGAUUAUAAGAAUUGCCAUUGAUAUUGCAGAAGGGUUGAAGUUCAUGAACGAUAAUGGUGUCGCAUACAGAGACUUAAACACACAGAGGAUCCUAUUGGACAAGCAGGGGAAUGCUUGCCUUGGGGACAUGGGAAUUGUGACAGCUUGCAAGAAUACUGGAGAGGUGACGGAGUAUGAAACUGACGGUUACCGGUGGCUUGCUCCGGAGAUUAUUGCAGGUGAUCCAGAGAGUGUAAGCGAGACAUGGAUGAGCAAUGUGUAUAGUUUUGGGAUGGUUAUCUGGGAGAUGGUAACAGGGGAGGCAGCUUAUGCGGCAUAUUCGCCUGUUCAGGCAGCUGUUGGGAUUGCUGCUUCCGGGCUGAGACCAGAUGUUCCCAAGGAUUGUCCACAAGUCUUGCGGUCGUUGAUGAUGAAAUGUUGGAAUAAUUCCCCGUCCAAGCGCCCACAGUUUUCUGAAAUCGUCGCUCUAUUGCUAAGGCCCAACAACAACAACAGCAAUUGCCACAAUAGGUGAUGGGAGGUAUUGCAUCGUGGAAACUAAUCUACGAAUAUUAGUAAUUUGUGUAAAAACUAAGAAGAGCUCUUAUGAGGAAUUCUCAUGCCCAAAUGUAGAUUAGAAAAUUAUGUUCUCCCUUUCUUUCCCAUAAAUGAAUAUACAUAAUCAGAUUCUCUCUUCUCUCUCUAAAAGAAAAACAUACACAGAGAAAUCAUACGCUUGGUAACACAAAAUAUCUAUAUUAACUUUAUUUUCUUGUGGGUGUUCUCAUUUUUCUUGGUUGUUUGUGAUGUUAACUUUCCCAUAAAUGAUUGUAAUAAUUUUUCUUAGGCUUUCGUUGGCUUCUCUUGGUUGUUUGUGAUGUUUCAGUUGGAAAUGUCUUGAUGUUUUUGUUGAUUUCA
Messenger RNA from Nelumbo nucifera (sacred lotus), 2415 nucleotides. Its product is annotated as Protein kinase superfamily protein. Gene Ontology annotation, molecular function: ATP binding; protein serine/threonine kinase activity. Gene Ontology annotation, biological process: protein phosphorylation. NCBI's taxonomy places the organism in Eukaryota, Viridiplantae, Streptophyta, Magnoliopsida, Proteales, Nelumbonaceae. The record is from RefSeq and is a predicted model, not a curated record.